Messenger RNA from Folsomia candida, 5176 nucleotides. Its product is annotated as nephrin. The record is from RefSeq and is a predicted model, not a curated record. Gene Ontology annotation, molecular function: protein binding. Bases 1993 to 4554 code for a protein of 853 amino acids. NCBI's taxonomy places the organism in Eukaryota, Metazoa, Arthropoda, Collembola, Entomobryomorpha, Isotomidae. The transcript has 22 exons.
CGUGUGAGUGCACUGUUCCCAACUCCUCGAGACCGGUUUUUUUCGUGGACGCAGGAGGACAAACAAUGUUCUAAAUACUAGAAUUUGUGCAGCAAAUACAAAUAAUUUAAAGUGAUUUAGAUUUAAAUACUGAUGCAUUAACUGACCUGCGUCAAUAAAUUUUUUGGUGCAAAAUUUAAUAUAAUCUCUUUAAUCGUUAUCAGUGAUUCAUAAAAGUAAGAUUUCCAGUGAACUUAUUACCUCACACCAAUUAUAUUCGUCACUAUAUGUAUAAAACACAAUACGUUGAUACAUGCAUUAUAGAAGUUUUUAUUUUCUAAUGAUGUGUGAAUUUCCCAUUAAUGAGUAAUCUCAAAAGGAUAAACGACAGCUUGCAAAACUUAAGAAAAAAAGAUUUUGAGUGAUUUUGUGGUUUACAUGUUAAAAAGUUUAAGCAGUGUGUACCAAUUUCAUGCCUUCUUCUCUGUACAAUUGGCUCGUCGUAAAUGCAAGACAAGUGAUUGAAAUGCAUAUCUAGCAUAUCUACAUAAUCUCCAAUUACGACAAAUGAUAUUUUGUCUCGUUUUGGGAACCAGACAUAUUAUACGUUAAAUACCGUCUUGUUUGCGUGCACUCUGAAAUUGUUAAAAAGUGCAAGAGGGGAAUAAGACGAGAAAAAUUGAAUAUUAAAUGCAUUUCAAAUUGCGUAAAUUUUUUACUUGAACAAAAAAUUAAUUGUUUAAAAACUGCUCCAGUGUGCAACUUAAAACUCUUUCCAACUUUGUUGGUGGUUUGUAAUCUAGAAGAAUCUACAACUACAAGUUUUUAACUCGUAUUACAAGUGACUUUUGGGUGUUCGCCGUUGUCUCGAGUUCGUCUCAUCGCAUAUCAAAACCUCAAACUUUUGACUUGCUUCUGCUGUUGUUGCUCUUCUCUUCUCGUCCAUAAUGACCAUUGUUCUCACAAGUUUGCAAAUCAUCUUUCCCAAUUGAGGAUGGAGAUCGAUGUGGACAUAACAGGAUUAGUUUGAUGAUGGAUUCUGGCAUUCCCAUUACGAGUCUUUGAAUUGCAUCGCAACCCUGCACCCACCAGCCCAACUCAACGAAAGUGACGGAACCACUUGGCCACUUCUUUGUCAUCAUUACUGUCAUCCUAAUCGUCACAGAGCGAAGUACGAAGAGCUUACAAAGUCGUCAAGUGAAGUGCGGUCCGUUCUUCCUGUCUGACGAGAAGUGUGUUUGUAUGGGAAAGUAACUGUGAAGUAAAGGACCAUUUUGGAAAUAUGGGGAGAUUGAAGUCCCAUAAGUUGGAAUUGGAGGCCCAUGGGGCCAGGCUGACCAUCCCAUUGUCAUCAUCAUUAUCAUCAAGUGCAGCAGUGACAACUAAACCAACACUUUAGCUUUGCCCCACUGUUGCCAACGCUAUUGUCAUCCCUCCUCCUGUCCUCGUAGUUUUACUCUCUACUCGUCGACUAACUUGGAUGGAUGACGAAUUCCCCUAUAGACCCAUCAACGGAGUCGCACUUGGACAUUUCUCCACUUUCACGCACAUAUAUAUCUCACAACCCUGCUCUACAAGUAGAGUUUGCUCCAGUGGUACACAAUUUAUGGGUUGUUUGAUGUUGUGCAAAUGCAACAAUUAAGUACGUUAAGUGCUCCUCGAAGACAGUGUCACAGUUGUUCAUGUUGUAACAUUUAGUUUCACGUUUCAGUGAAAUCAUACAUUAAUCAUACAUUAAUGAGUGCGCUGUCAUGUCCGCCAUUCAUAUGCACAAUAAUAGUGACAGUUAAUUGUUAAGCAGAGGUUCCACGACAGUGUUAUGAAUGCAUAAGAGUCAUCUCAUCAAUAUUUUAGACUAUCAUGCAAAAUAUCAAUAUUUGACACUUAAACUUGUGCAAAAUACUAGAUGAACAGCGUGUCAACUCCAAACUUUUGAGUAAAUGUGAAACUACUGCAUAAAUGCAUUUGUAUCCCCAUCAUUAGAAUCCUACAUGUAGCAGGGGUUCCCUUAAAAUGAAGAAUAUGGCAAACCUCACAGGUGGAGGUUUAGCCACCGCUAAAUCUAAACAAAGGAACGGCUAUCGGAAAGCGAUCAAGAUUUUAGACUUGAAUUUGAAUCUUGGUCGCACAUCGUUUGCCGCGACAUGUGUCGCUCUGCUCCUGCUUCUCACCACGAGGGAUGGAGAAUGCAGCAUCGGAGACGAAAUUUUGGAAGCCGAUAAGCCAAGUUUGCCAUUUCUCUUUACAGUUCCAAUUGAACAUGUGGAAGGCGUGCUGGGGUCUCGUGGCAAGCUUCCCUGUGACGUCCGGGUGCCUACUCGAACGGAUAAACUGCAUAUGGUGUUAUGGUUUCGAGAUAAGGAUGCUGAACCCAUUUACAGAUACGACGUGCGAGAGAAAUUGUUAACGGACGCGAAGAGAUCAUCCGUCUUAGGAGAAAGACUAUAUUUUCAAACCAUGUCGGAUCCCGCCCACCUAUCCAUUCAAGAUCUCCAAGCAAAGGACGAGGGAAUUUAUCGUUGCCGGGUGGACUUUAAGAAUACUCCGACCAGAAAUCUCAAAAUCAACCUUACCAUCAUCGUUCCUCCCGAAACUCCGGUGAUAGUGAAUGACGCCAAUGGGAUCUUAGCUUCCAACAACCAGGUCGGACCCUACAAUGAAGGCAGCCCCUUACGGCUAACUUGCGAAGUUUCUGGAGGACAACCCAGACCAACUCUGAAAUGGUGGCUAAACGAAGAAAUGAUUGGGGGAGCCUGGGUGGAGCGAAAUGACGGAGUUAUUGUUAACACCUUAACUCAUCCAAAUCUUCAACGGAAAAAUUUAGGUUCUAAAUUUGUCUGUCAAGCAUCAAACACCAACCUUCAACCUCCAAAAUCUGCCAGUGUUAUUGUCAACCUAAACCUACGUCCGCUAUCCGUGUCGAUCUUACAACGACAUAGUCGACUCUCUACCCACACUCAUUACGAAAUUAUAUGCGAAUCUUCUGGGUCCCGCCCUCCUCCAAAUAUUCUUUGGUUCUUGCAAGGUCAAGAACUGAAGGGGGUUACAACAGAGCCCGAUUCUGAUGACCUUAAUAUCACACGAAGUAUUCUGAGCUUUACCCCCGCCGUGGAGGAUGACGGCAAGAUUUUGACGUGCCGCUCCGAAAACCACUGGAUACCCGGAAGUGCGAUAGAAGACCGAUGGAGACUAAACGUUCAGUAUGCACCGAAGGUUACCUUGUCACUUGGAGCGAAUAUGGUGGCCGACGAAGUUAAAGAAUUUGACGAUUGCUACUUUGAAUGUUCGGUGAAAAGCAACCCAUCGACUGUAAAGCUUGCGUGGUAUCACAAUGGUCGUGAACUUCGACACAACGCCACUCAGAGAGUUAUCAUGAGUAAUACUCGACUAGUUUUACAGAAAAUAAGUCGGCAUACUGCUGGCAAUUACCAAUGCUCUGGACAAAAUUCGGAAGGGACCACUCUCAGCAAUUCAGUUCUUCUUCGAGUAAAAUAUGUGCCAACAUGCAAACAUAACACAGAGUCACUUGUGGGAGCCAUGAAGCAGGAAACAAUACAAGUUAUAUGUGAAAUGGCUUCAGAUCCACCACAUGUCCAGUUCAGUUGGACGUUUAACAAUUCUGGGAGCGAAGUUAUCCAUGUCCCGCAGUAUCAUUAUACGUCGUCCGGAACUACUAGCACUCUCACUUACACCCCCGUCACUGAAAUGGAUUAUGGAACCAUGAUGUGCUGGGGUUCAAACUCUGUGGGAAAAGGAGUGGCUGGACCUUGCUACUUUCAGAUUGUAUCUGCUGGACGACCCUUCCCUCCCAAAAACUGUUCUAUUUUUAAUAAAACUGAAGACUCCCUAAGUAUAGCGUGCACGGAAGGAUUCAAUGGUGGCCUUCCACAACACUUCAAUCUCGAGGUCAUAGAUCUGGUUUCCAAAAAGAUCAAGCUCAACUCUUCGUAUAAGAUGCCAUUGUUUUCCGUGGACGGGAUGGAGCCUGGAGUAGUGUUUCGGUUUAUAAUAUACUCUGUCAAUGACAAGGGUAGAUCUGAGCCCUUCAUCUUAGAUGGGAUUACGUUUCGCGGAUAUUCUAAACUAACUGGUCCCACGGCAGAUGCAGCAGAGAUUAACCCCCUCUUCGCAGUUCUAGUCGGCUGUACGUUAGUCCUAGUAGUUGUACUCUCAGUGGCCAUAAUCGCUGUGUGGAAGCGAUCCAGGAGGAAGCCCCCAAUCGCAAAAGCGUACAAGAGGGAAAAUGGCAACGGGAAUGGAGAUGCCAAUUUUGAGACUGAUGAUUCCGCCCUGACCAAAAUCGAAAAUGGUCUUGACGAAAUUGGCAACCCGGAUGUCGUCCCCAACAAGAACGGAAAAGACCGUGGCAUCCGAGGUUUCAUAAGGAUUCACAAAACUCCUCCGGCCAGAAGAAGAAAAAAGUUGGAUUUGGAAGUAAAAAACAAUGGGGAAACCGUUGCGCUGACUUCUUUGGUUGAAACACCGGAUGGAGUUCAUAGGAACCAUAAUCAUAAAUCAUCUUUAUUGACGUCUUCGAAUCACUCUUCUGCUACUCCACGGGAAAGUCGAAUAUGAUCUUACCUCAAUCUGAUAUUCCACUCCCGGCCCAACGGGUAAACUAAUAUUUAUAAUAGGAUAAGUAAUUCGUGCUCGCCAAUUCUGUUCUGAGAUUCAAAGAUUUAUUUCUGUACUUAAACAACUUACUACCACGUGUGAAUAGAUGUUGUUAUGUAUGCAAAUGUACAAAUAAUGUAAAUUCGUAUGAGAAGUGUGUGAAUUUGUAUACCGUCGUAGGAGGAUUCUCCGAUCGGUCGUGAGUGUCAUGGGCAUUGGAAAAUUGCGAUUUCCAAUCAUAUAACUAAAUCAAAUCAUAUCUUACGAAAAAUUUUACUCGUGCAUUAAAAAAGGAAUCCAGGACAUUUAUUCAAACUAUAUACGAAACAGUUACCUCCUCCUCCUCACGUUCCCCAUAGAUUGACAAAAAUAUUACUUUUCCACUUUUACAAUCCAGCUCCCAGACCCAUGUCGAACUUUACGAGAUCAUCAUAAUCUUGUAUUAUCAUUAAUAUUACUAUUGUUGCGUGAUCUACCUCUCCAGUGAUUUAACUAAAUAUUACUUAGUUAUAAAUACUGUCAACCACAGUCGCUGUUUACUCAUACAAAUAUUGUUGUUCAAUAAAAGGUUCUAAAACUUAAA